AGCCCAGCAAACAUCACCCUUUGCGUUCCUGUGAGAGUGUAAUAACUGUGCGUGCUAAAAAAAUUCGUGCGUGGUCGUUGUUGUACUUUGCUUGUUUAUUAUCUUUUGGAACGAUUCGAAACCUUUCACCAACCAACCAGCCGACCAUAAAACGAAAAGACGUAUCUUAUUAUAUACACACAAUAUUUUGUUUUUAUAAAUUGCCACAACACCUUAUACAACAUAACGUAACAUCAACAUCAUGUCGACCAUCACGCGAAGACGGGUAGCUGGAGCUUCAGCCAGUGCAGAUGAUGGUACAGAAUCCAGUAGUCAAGGAGCUAGCCGAUCGCAAGACAAUUUGUCGCCUUCAUCAGAAAAGAAGGUCGCUUAUGACCCACGCGAUGUCGAUGAAAGCAAAAGCACUCCAAAACUCACUCUUAUGGAAGAGGUUCUUUUACUCGGCUUGAAGGACAGACAGGGAUACCUUUCAUUUUGGAAUGAUAGUAUCAGUUAUGCGUUGCGCGGUUGUAUCGUAAUGGAACUUGCGUUCCGAGGACGAAUUGCCAUGGUAAAAGACGCCAACCGGAGAAAGUACCCGUUGUCUGACCGAUUUAUCGAGGUGGUUAAUGACAAGUUGACAGGCGAAGUACUUCUUGACGAGGCAUUAAAGAUGAUGAAGAUCAGCGAAAAAAUGAGCGUUGCUAGCUGGAUUGAUUUGAUGAGCGGUGAAACAUGGAAUGUGAUGAAAAUUGGAUAUCAGUUAAAACAAGUACGAGAACGUCUAGCAAAGGGACUGGUUGACAAGGGCGUGCUGCGAACGGAGAAACGGAACUUCUUGUUAUUCGACAUGGCCACGCAUCCGAUUGCCGACACGGGAGCCAAGGAAGAAAUCAUCAAGCGCGUCUGUACAAUGCUCGUUACGCGUGUAUCUUCGAGUUCAAUUGAUUUGCAAUCAGACGUCCCCCACGCAUAUUUACGGACGGUCAGCAUGAUUUGUGCUGCUUAUGCAGCCAAUGUUUUGGAAAACGCACUUUUAUAUCUGCAGCCCGAUCUUCGGGAACAAGCUUUCAACAAGGUCGACGAGCUCAUGAAUGACUUUUCUACAUGGCCUUUUGCGGGAACCGCAGGUGCAAAGAUCGAGAUGGCAGCCGGUACUGAGUUAUCAUUGGAAGUCACUGCGGCUGUUCUUAACGUGCUCACGAAAAUGGAUGCUAUUGUAAGUCACUUGUCUUUGGGGCUCGGAUGAAAUAGAAGGAAGGAUGGAGGAAACAACAUGUUACUGGGCUUCUUUAUUUCUUUCUCGUUUUGCUAACUUGCAUGUUUGGGUAUUUACAGCUAUAAAUAUAAGCACGCCACCU
Zychaea mexicana is the source of this 1340-nucleotide messenger RNA. Its product is annotated as Golgi phosphoprotein 3-domain-containing protein. Bases 242 to 1228 code for a protein of 328 amino acids. Gene Ontology annotation, cellular component: trans-Golgi network; Golgi cisterna; cytosol. NCBI's taxonomy places the organism in Eukaryota, Fungi, Mucoromycota, Mucoromycetes, Mucorales, Lichtheimiaceae. Gene Ontology annotation, molecular function: phosphatidylinositol-4-phosphate binding. The transcript is spliced from 4 exons. Gene Ontology annotation, biological process: Golgi organization; Golgi to plasma membrane protein transport; retrograde vesicle-mediated transport, Golgi to endoplasmic reticulum. The record is from RefSeq and is a predicted model, not a curated record.